AUGGAUAGCGACGAAUUUGACGAUGACAUUGCAGAUGAAGACUUUUUGACAGCCCUCGAUCAGGUCUCUUCUUCCAUGAAUGGCCAAAGUACUGCAGCAUCUUUACAUACUGUGGUGGGUCAGCCCAGUAAUCAGAGAGCCUCUGCAACUGUGGCGGCCCUGGAAUUGGAAGAUCUCCCAUCAGAUGCAUUCUCAUCACCAGAACAAAACCAUUCGCGACCAAUAGCACCUGCAGCAAUACCAACAGGAGCUACUCCCAGGACAGGAUUGAACAAGAUAAGUUCUGGCAAUUGGCGUCAGACGACUCUUUUCGGCGGAUCUGUGGCAAACGACGCUCCCCGGCCACCACAGCCGGCCUCUGCAAGGGUGUUUCGUGCAGACCUCCCUCGGGAAGAGCCAACCCAUCAUGAAGUUGAUAAUGAAGCUAUGAAGACAUGGGUGUUUCCGACGAACCUGGGCAAGACCCGGGACUACCAGUUCAGCAUCGUCAAGAACAGCUUAUUCAACAAUACCUUGGUAGCAUUGCCAACUGGUCUUGGAAAAACAUUCAUUGCAGCAAGUGUCAUGCUCAACUUUUACCGAUGGACCAAAAAUGCCAAGAUUGUAUUUGUCGCUCCAACAAAGCCUCUUGUGGCACAGCAGGUUACUGCUUGCUACGGCAUCGCUGGUAUCCCUCGGUCGGAAACGACAUUAUUGACCGGUGAAAUUCCUCCGGUACUCCGUGUUGAUGAGUGGGCGUCUCGUCGAGUCUUCUUCAUGACCCCUCAGACUUUGCUAAACGAUAUUUCUCAUGGCUAUGCAGACCCCAAGUCUAUUGUGUUGCUAGUCAUCGAUGAGGCACAUCGCGCGACGGGAGAGUACGCAUAUGCCAAGGUCACAAAGCUCAUCCGACGAUUCUCCAAGAGUUUUCGAGUACUGGCACUGACUGCUACGCCCGGAUCCAAAGUUGAAACGGUGCAAGAAGUAAUCGACAAUCUGGGUAUCUCACAUUGUGAAAUUCGUACCGAAGACUCUAUAGACAUUCGUCAAUAUGUUCACUCAAGAAGUAUUGAACAGGUUGUUCUCGACCCAUCCGACGAAAUGGUACUGGUCGGUGAGCUUUUCACGAAAGCCCUGAAACCAAUGACCGAUAAGUUGAGUUCGCAAAACAUCUGGUUCGGACGAAGCCCUAUGGCUAUGACGACAUUUGGUUUAAUGCAAGCUCAGAAAGAAUGGUUUGCCUCUCGAGGUCGACACGUCAACCAAGGCGUCCAACAUAUGAUGCGAGCUGUUUUCACCGUUCUCACAAGCAUCGCACAUUCUAUAAAGUUGCUCAAUUUUCAUGGUAUAAAACCUUUCUAUGAUAACCUUGUCGACUUGCGUAGCGAGCAGGAAGGGAAAGGAGAGAAAGGAUCCAAAUAUAAGCGCCAGCUCGUCCAGGACUCCAACUUCCAAGAAAUGAUGGAUAAAAUUUCCAAAUGGCUUCGCACCGACGGUUUUGUAGGCCACCCUAAACUUGCAGCCCUGGCAGAUACUGUGUUAAAUCACUUCAUGGACAAUGCUGCAAAUCCUGCGACCCGGGUGAUUGUUUUCAGCGAAUACCGGGACUCUGCAGAGGACAUCGUACGCAUGCUCAACAAGCAUCGGCCUCUCAUCAAAGCCAGUGUCUUUGUUGGUCAAGCCGAUAGCAAGCGAGGAGAAGGCAUGAAACAAGCACAACAAAUCGAAGCCAUUGACAGGUUCAAAGAUGGCGAGUUCAAUGUUCUUGUCGCGACGUCCAUCGGUGAAGAAGGAUUGGAUAUUGGACAAGUGGACCUUAUCGUGUGCUACGACUCUUCAGCGUCACCAAUUCGAAUGCUUCAACGAAUGGGACGUACCGGCCGAAAACAAGAGGGAAAAAUUGUGCUACUCCUCAUGCGAGGCAAGGAGGAAGACCAGUUUGCCAGAUCUAAAGACAACUAUGAGAAGAUGCAGAGCUUGAUCUGUGAAGGAAGUCGGUUCAACUUCCGAUUCGAUUUGUCCACACGAAUCGUCCCUAGGGAAUUUCGACCGGAGGUGGACAUGCGACGUAUUGAAAUUCCUGUUGAAAACACACAAGACCCGUCGUUGCCAGAGCCAAAGAAGCGGCGAGCGCCAGCAGGGAAGAAGAAACCACCAAAGAAAUUCCAUAUGCCGGAUGGCGUGGAGACUGGUUUCCAAAGUGUGGCCAGUAUGCUGAAAGUCGGUGGCAAAACAAAGCCAACCAAGUCCAAGCGUAACCCGGAACUCGAUGACCUCUCCACAGUGCCUGAACUCACCAAGGUGCUGCUGAGUGACGAGGAGCUUAAGGAGCUCAACCGGGCGUAUCGUGACCUACCUUUCAAUCAUAGCGUAAUUGAGGAAACGGACAUGCCUGAUAUGACAGCGUAUCCAGAGCUACAAAGACAGCUGCGGCCGGUUGCAAAGCUUAAGCAUGGGACUCGCACCAAGCGCUUUGUCAAGAUGUGGAACAGGAUGGGGAACGAGAAAGAAAGCCUUGUCCUACCAUGUCGUGAUGAAGAUACAAGCAAUUACUUAGAUAUUCCUGUUCGUGCGUUUGCUGGAUCUGACCCAGAAACAGAUUCGGGAUCUGACGGCGAAGCAACAAUUUCGCGAAGAAAACCGGCAAAAGUAACAGCGGCUGCCAAAAAGAAGCAAACUCGAAAAGCGCCACCAAAAGCGCCACCCCGAGCAAAGAGAAGGAAGCUGUCGCCAGAUGCAGCGCCCCGGACGUUUGCUCUUGGUUCCAUGGUAGACGAAGGCUCGGACGAAGAUGAGGAGGAGGACGAGGAUGAAGAGGAGGAGGAAACUCUACCCAAGGCCCGUGGACGAUCAAAACAUGGCGCCAAAAGCAAAGGCAAAGGCAAGGCUAAACGGAAGACUGGUGGCUUCAAUAGCGACGAGGUUGGCGAUGACUGUGAUCGUGAUAGCGACCUGUUGGAAACGGAUGGCUCGGACGAUGGCAAAGAUCUUUUGGACUUUGUCGUUUCCGAUAAUCAUCCAGUGUCGAGCAUGAAGGACCCGAUGUCUCUAACAUGCACGUCUCCGUUUGCUUCAUCACCUACUGUGAAGGGUGCAGAUGACAACGCUGGAAGACCUUUCUUUGUGCCUACCAUGUUCUCAGCAACACAAGAGAGCGAGGAUUUGCCAGAUCUGGGCCGCAUGCUUGACAAACCAAGCCAGACAGCAGUCGAGCAGUCGGAUGACGACGAUGGGCGAGCAAAUCGAACAGCGCGUGGACGACGAAACGUGGUUGAUGACAGUGACAGCGAUUUGUAG
This is a messenger RNA of Fusarium venenatum, 3276 nucleotides long. RefSeq lists its product as uncharacterized. Gene Ontology annotation, molecular function: four-way junction DNA binding; 3'-5' DNA helicase activity; hydrolase activity. Gene Ontology annotation, biological process: interstrand cross-link repair; double-strand break repair via synthesis-dependent strand annealing. The record is from RefSeq and is a predicted model, not a curated record. Lineage: Eukaryota; Fungi; Ascomycota; Sordariomycetes; Hypocreales; Nectriaceae.